Messenger RNA from Phytophthora nicotianae INRA-310, 950 nucleotides. RefSeq lists its product as hypothetical. The record is from RefSeq and is a predicted model, not a curated record. Gene Ontology annotation, molecular function: RNA binding. Gene Ontology annotation, biological process: TRAMP-dependent tRNA surveillance pathway; exonucleolytic trimming to generate mature 3'-end of 5.8S rRNA from tricistronic rRNA transcript (SSU-rRNA, 5.8S rRNA, LSU-rRNA); poly(A)-dependent snoRNA 3'-end processing. NCBI's taxonomy places the organism in Eukaryota, Oomycota, Peronosporomycetes, Peronosporales, Peronosporaceae. The transcript has a single exon. Gene Ontology annotation, cellular component: nuclear exosome (RNase complex); cytoplasmic exosome (RNase complex). Bases 56 to 922 code for a protein of 288 amino acids.
AGUGUACCCCUUCCACAACUUUACGCAGUAAAAGUCAUCAAGGCGUAGCAAGCCAAUGGUCAUGGAGGUUCGCGUCCGGCGCUUGUCGGCCACGACGGAGGACGAGCCGAUGGAGCUGGCAGAUGAGUCGCAGGUGGUGGUGGUGACGCCUGGCCAGGUGAUCAGCACGGAUACAGGAGCAUUUCUGCGUGGCCACGGAACAUACUUGAGCGGACGCAACGAGCUGGUGGCCAGCGUGGCCGGCGUCGUGGAGAAGGUGAACCAGCUUAUCACGGUGCGGCCGCUCGUCUCGCGGUACAUUGGUGAAGUGGGCGACAUCGUGGUGGGCCGUGUGACGGAAGUGGCCAGCAAGCGCUGGAAGGUGGACGUGAACGGCCAGCAGGACGCCAGCCUCAUGCUCAGCUCCGUGACGUUACCAGGCGGCGCCCAGCGCCGGCGCACGUACGCCGAUCAACUGCAAAUGCGAGCCUUCUUCGUAGAGAACGACCUCAUCUCGGCCGAGAUCCAGGAGGUCCGCUACGACGGCUCACUCAGUCUGCACACGCGCAGUCUGCGCUACGGCAAGCUGGAGAACGGCCAGUUCGUGGCCGUGGCGGCCCCGCUAGUAAAGAGGAUGAAGCAGCACAUGGCCACUCUCCCAGGCAUCGGCAUCGACGUGAUUCUCGGCACCAACGGAUAUAUUUGGGUGUCCAGGAGCAUGGCCGAGCUCGGAGGUGAUGACACGACCAGCAACAUGGAGACACGAGUCGAAGUGCUCACGGCCAAGAGACAGCUACACGCGGCCACACCCAUGAGCGUGGAGGACCGUCGGAAGAUCGCACGUGUCUCGCAGGCACUACUGAAGCUUAAUGAACAGUUCCGGAUGAUCACACCCGACAGUAUCAUGGCCACGUACGAACUGUUAGAAGCGCAAGGUAAAUAGAUGAAUGAACAAGGUUGCAUUACUACGA